AAUUCACCACACAGAUGACUAACGAAGAAGUUGCAGUAGCACCUUCGCUAUCCACUCAUCAGGGUGAAGAUGCUUUCACCUUUCAGAGGUAUGACCAUUCUUCUAAUAAUCGCAAGCAUUUGUCCUUACAACCGGUUGAGAACGGCCCUGAGCUCGACCAGUUGAUCUACAACUACUACAGCAUCGAGGAAACCAUUGAGUUUAUAAAAUCCAAACCACAAUGUAAGAGGGUGACGCUACAGUUCCCUGAUGAACUUGUGUGUGAUUGUAGUGCUGUGGCCCAGGCUAUAUCUUCAAAACUUGACAUUGAGAUUAUGAAGACACCUUCAACUUGUGGAGGUAACUCCGACUGCUCAUGCCCCAACUCCAUAGACAUUGAAAAUGAUGAAAAACAAACGGUGUGGAUCCUCGCCGACACAUCAUAUUCCCCUUGUUGUGUGGAUGAAGUGGCUGCCGAACAUGUCAAGGGUGACGUUGUCAUUCACUAUGGGGACGCAUGUUUGAAUCCUGUCAGCAAGGUGCAAGUAGCCUAUGUGUUUGGAAAGCCUGCUGUAAAUAUUGAUGAAACCGUGAAAGAAUUCCAAAAAAAAUACGAGGACAGCAGCAGCCGAGUAUUACUUAUGGCAGAUGCUCCUCAUUCAUACAUAAUGCAUUUGGUGUACGAAAAAUUGCAUCCAAUAUACCCAAACAUCGCCUUCGCUGAUAUCCUGCAAGAAUCAUUUCCACACUCCACAAUAAUUGGAUACAAGCCCAUGUCGUCAACAAUGGACUUACAACUUCUUAAUAGAACCUUUCAUCACUUGGUAGAUGAUGAAGACGAAGAGCUUGAACAGCUAUUGAUGUCCUAUGAUUUGUUCCAUAUCAGCGUUCCUGAAGCACCCAGAUUAUUGAAACUCACAACCGUUUUCCAAUCUGUAACGCUAUUUGACCCUGUUGAGGGCACAACAUCCCAAGGCCCAUUCCCUAACUUGAUGCGUCGUUAUCGGUAUAUGCAUAUGGCUAGGUCAGCUGGUACUAUUGGUUUACUUGUGAACACAUUAUCUUUAUCAAACACCAAACUUUUGUUGAACAAACUAAAGGCCAAGAUCAUUGAAGCCGAUAAAAAGCAGUAUAUGUUUGUAGUUGGAAAGCCGAAUGUGGCCAAGUUAUCCAACUUUGAGCCUAUAGACAUCUGGUGUAUUUUGGGAUGUGAUCAUCAAGGUAUCAUAAUUGACCAGAACAACGAGUACUUUAAACCUAUCAUCACGCCCUUCGAGCUUCUUUUAGCUCUCAACCAAGAGUUAUCCUGGAACGGGAAGUGGGAAACUGACUUUGGGAAACUCUUGGUCCAACUCAAACAGAAUGAGAAUGAGAAUGAACAUGAAGACCAUAAUUCUGAAGACGAUGAACCUCAAUUUAACCCGGUAACCGGCAAGUUUGCCAGCUCUUCCACACCCUUGCGUCGUCCCCAGUACUUGCAAGUGGAAACUUCCACAACUACAAAUACUGAAAAUGCUCAGACAAAUGCUCUUGUGAACAGAUUUUCCAGCGAGGUGGUUAUAAGAGACACUGUUUCCACCGCUGCUGCCCAACUCCAAACCAGACACUGGACAGGCUUGGGCAGUGAUUAUGUGGACGAUGAAGAAAAUGCCAAGGGGGCUUUGGUAGAAGACGGAAUCAAGGGAAUUGCCAGAGGUUACGAAUUCGAUGUAAAUAAUAAUAGUUAAGAACAAUUUAUAUUCGCAGCCAUCGACUUUCGAGCCACCGCAGCGAAUUUAACUAUAUCAA
Molecule: messenger RNA, 1767 nt
Organism: Yamadazyma tenuis ATCC 10573
Lineage: Eukaryota; Fungi; Ascomycota; Pichiomycetes; Serinales; Debaryomycetaceae
Gene: DPH2
Biological process (GO): protein histidyl modification to diphthamide
Molecular function (GO): 2-(3-amino-3-carboxypropyl)histidine synthase activity
Source: RefSeq, a predicted model, not a curated record